Cornus florida is the source of this 1536-nucleotide messenger RNA. Its product is annotated as E3 ubiquitin-protein ligase SDIR1-like. The coding region runs from base 213 to 1067 and encodes 284 amino acids. The transcript is spliced from 9 exons. Lineage: Eukaryota; Viridiplantae; Streptophyta; Magnoliopsida; Cornales; Cornaceae. The record is from RefSeq and is a predicted model, not a curated record.
AAUCCAAUUAAACCAAAUAAUAUGUCCGAGACUCCAAACAAAAGAGUGCGUUUGGGUCGCGCAAAGAUACACACCGACACCGUUUGAUCUCUCUCUCUCCUCUCUCCUCUCUCCUCUCUCUCCUCUCGCGUUCUUUACAUUCCAAGUCUCAGUUCUCUGCUUUGGGGUUUCGCAUCUGCAGAUAAGAGGGUAUUCUUGAAACUCCUGCAACAAUGAGUUUUGUUUUUCGUGGGGCUAGAUCCGAUGUUGAAAGUGGAUUUUCAGGAUUCAUUCCUGCUGAACGGCGUGCUAUGUCUUCUUCCUGCCUCUAUCAGCGUGUACAUGCAGCCCGGCCAAUCAAUACCAACUCACUGGCUUUUCUUGUCACAGUUCUUUUGCUAUUCACAAUUUUGAAUUCUCACCAGAUGUCACCAAACUUUAUGAUCUGGCUAUUUCUUGGUAUUUUUUUGGCGGCCACAAGCCUUAGGAUGUAUGCGACUUGCCAACAACUUCAAGCUCAGGCCCAAGCUCAUGCUGCAGCUGCCAGUGGCUUGCUUGGUCGUACUGAAUUCCGUUUGCACAUACCACCAUCAAUAGCACUCGCAACAAGAGGGAGACUACAAGGAUUGAGACUCCAGCUUGCACUCCUUGACCGUGAAUUUGAUGAUCUAGAUUAUGAAACUUUGAGAGCGCUGGAUUCUGAUAAUGCAUCCCCAACUCUUUCAAUGAGUGAAGAAGAGAUCAAUGCCUUACCUGUUCACAAGUAUAAAGUCACUGACCCAAAAAAGGAGGACUCAUCACUGCAACAGGCCUCAUCUUCUUCCGUCUCAGUGGAGCCAAAGCAAGACUGUAAAAACGCAGAUUUAAACACAAUUGCUUCAGAAGAUGAAUUAACAUGCAGCAUUUGCUUGGAGCAAGUUAAUAGGGGAGAGCUUGUUCGGAGCUUGCCUUGUUUGCAUCAGUUUCAUGCCAACUGCAUCGAUCCAUGGUUGCGACAGCAAGGCACGUGUCCUGUGUGUAAACUUACUGUGGGAUCGGGAUGGCAGGAAAGCAGGGAGAGCGAAACAGAUGGCGAUGACAUGGUUUAAAGACUUGCACACUAGUAGACUCUAUAUGCACUAAUGUGCAUCCAUCAUAGAUUUACAUGUCCGAAUCGUCUGCAUUGUUAUAUGUAUAUAUAAAAUCUGUAGGAUUUUUAAGCCUAGGACUUGGGAAUAAUUGUAGUCAAUCUGUACUCAUUUAUCUGGAUUUGCUUAGAUGAUACAAAAGAGAAGGCACUGCAUUCAAUCCCUUCAUGCUCGCGACAAUGGUCAUCUGCCUUGGCUGUGGUGAUUUCUUGUUGAGCGGCGCACGAGGAAUGAGGCUGCAGCUGGAGGGUGUCUGGGACUUUGGGUUACAUUUAUCCGGAAUAACUUGUCGGAUGUAUAAAGAUGUAUUUUUAAAUUUUAUAUGGAAAUUUUCUCUGUGGGGUCUGGCAAAGAUAUGUGCUGUGAACUGGCUUAAUGAGAUACUUCAAUAUUUUGGUUAUACAUUGAAUACGUGUUGUUCUGUUGACAA